AGACUGGAGACCUUCUCGUCCCGGCCCAGCUGCAAGACCCCCGGGAUGCUCUGGGCAUGGCCUCUGGAGCCCUACAGAAGAGCAGCCCGAUGGCUUGUGAUGCAACAGAGACCUUGGGCUUCCUAGACACGCUCCUGCGAGACUUCCCAGCCCCGCUGGGCCCAGAGAGCCCUUUGCCAUGGAAGGCCCCGGGGACCAUGCUCAGCCAGGACGAGGUGGAAGCCGAGCUGACCGAGCUGGCCAUGGGUUUCCUGAGCAGCAGGAAUGCGCCGCCACCUCUUGCCGCGUCUCUGGCCCACGCAGCAGUCUCCCAGCUGCUACAGACAGACCUUUCAGAAUUCAGGAAGGUGCCCAGGCAGGAGGAGGAGGAGGACGAUGAAGACGAUGAGGAAGAGAAGGCCCCUGUGACCUUGCUGGAUGCCCAAGGCCUGGCACGGAGUUUCUUUAACCGGCUCUGGGAAGUUGCCAGCCAGUGGCAGAAGCAGAUGCCAUUGAGAGCCCAGAUCCCACAGCAGCAGUGGCUGGUCUCUAUCCACGCCAUCCGGAACACUCGCCGCAAGAUGGAGGACCGGCACGUGUUCCUUCCUGCCUUCAACCAGCUCUUUGGCUUGUCUGACCCUGUGGACCGUGCAUACUUUGCUGUGUUUGAUGGUCAUGGAGGCGUGGACGCUGCAAGGUAUGCUGCCAUCCAUGUGCACGCAAAUGCCGCCCGCCAGCCAGAGCUGCCCACAGAUCCCACAGGAGCCCUCUGUGAAGCCUUCCGGCAUACUGACAAGAUGUUUCUCAGGAAAGCCAAGCGAGAGCGGCUGCAGAGUGGCACCACGGGCGUAUGCGCACUUAUCACAGGAGCGACCCUGCACAUUGCCUGGCUCGGGGACUCCCAGGUCAUUCUGGUACAGAAGGGACAGGUGGUGAAGCUGAUGGAGCCACACAGGCCCGAGCGGCAGGAUGAGAAGGCACGCAUUGAAGCGCUGGGUGGCUUUGUGUCUCACAUGGACUGCUGGCGAGUCAAUGGGACCCUGGCUGUCUCCAGAGCCAUUGGGGAUGUCUUCCAGAAGCCCUACGUGUCCGGGGAGGCAGACGCAGCCUCCUGGGAGCUGACAGGCUCUGAAGACUACCUGCUGCUUGCCUGUGAUGGCUUCUUUGAUGUCGUCCCCCACAAGGAAGUCGCUGGUCUCGUCCAGAGCCACCUGAUCAGGCAGCAGGGCAGUGGGCUCCACGUUGCCGAGGAGCUGGUGACCGCGGCCCGGGAACGGGGCUCCCAUGACAACAUCACGGUCAUGGUGGUCUUUCUCAGGGACCCCCGAGAGCUGCUAGAGAGUAGGAUCCAGGGGACAGGGGACUCCCUGGACUUGCCCUGUGGCCUCCCACAGCCUGAGACCGAUGCUCCACAGAGAAGUUAGGGGACCCAGGGCCCCCACCCAUCCCCUCCUCCCACCCUUGUCAUUUUCUCCCCAGAGGCCUCAGGACCCAGCAGGCGGCAG
Molecule: messenger RNA, 1484 nt
Organism: Carlito syrichta (Philippine tarsier)
Lineage: Eukaryota; Metazoa; Chordata; Mammalia; Primates; Tarsiidae
Gene: PPM1F
Product: protein phosphatase, Mg2+/Mn2+ dependent 1F
Exons: 7
Coding region: 57-1403 (448 amino acids)
Biological process (GO): protein dephosphorylation; negative regulation of protein kinase activity
Cellular component (GO): cytosol
Molecular function (GO): protein serine/threonine phosphatase activity; cation binding
Source: RefSeq, a predicted model, not a curated record